CGUGGAGGCGGUCUGCCUGCUUCGCUUUCUGUUAUCGCUUUUUUUACAGGCUUCAGUUAAACAGCGAGGAAACGAGGGCGAGCGGACGGCCGAGCGAGGACAGCGAUUUACCGUCAAACAAAAGCGCUUCGGAUUGAACGUCGACGACGGCUCGACAGGGCCAGGAUGUCCAGCGAGGUGCAGAGAGCAGACGACAGCCCCAGCACGAGCGGUGGGAGCUCGGACCUCGAGCAGAGAGAGACGGCUCCUCCGGAGCAGGAGCGUGAGCCGGCACAGCCCAAGAAGAAAGAGACCAAAAUCUCAAGCAAAACCGCAGCUAAACUGUCCACCAGCGCCAAGAGGAUUCAGAAGGAGCUAGCCGAGAUCACUUUGGACCCCCCGCCUAACUGCAGUGCCGGUCCUAAAGGAGACAACAUCUACGAGUGGAGGUCUACUAUCUUGGGACCACCGGGCUCUGUGUACGAAGGAGGCGUGUUUUUCCUCGACAUCGCCUUCACACCUGAUUAUCCGUUUAAACCACCCAAGGUAACAUUUCGCACACGCAUCUAUCACUGCAACAUUAACAGUCAGGGCGUGAUCUGUCUGGACAUCCUGAAGGACAACUGGAGUCCUGCACUCACCAUUUCCAAAGUGCUGCUGUCCAUCUGCUCGCUGCUCACCGACUGCAACCCAGCGGACCCUUUGGUCGGGAGCAUCGCCACGCAAUACCUGACCAACAGAACUGAACACGACAGAAUAGCCAAACAGUGGACGAAGAGAUACGCCACAUAAAGAACCAGAAGUCCUUCCUCGGAGCCUCCUGCUAUAAAUCGUCCCUCUUUCCUACCCUGUCGUACCUGUCUACCUCUGUCACCGUCCUCUCAGAGCACACUCACAGUAUAUAAUCUCCGCUUCCCCGACCGCCCUGGCCGCUUUCGGUGAACAGAACUGUCCUUUUGUUCCUCGUUGACUUGAAAGCUUCUUUUUUAUACAAAGAGUAGACUGGGAUUUUAUUUUCCAAUUAUCUGAAUGUUUGAAUUAUCCUAGGAAGAAAAUAUUGCUGUUGUUGCUAUUAUUAUUAUUAUUAUUAUUAUUAUUAAUGUUGAUCAACCUCAUGUAUGUAAGUGGCAUCAGGAACAAAUACAGACUGUAAUAAAUCCCCCUUUCCACUCAGACACACACAUACACACACACACACACACACACACACACAACCACGCUUUUGUUUUUUCACUCAUGGUAUGUGCAUGUUAACAGGAUGCCGAUUUGCACCCACAUCAACACCAAGCUCCGCUCUGUUUGUAACAUAGUUUUUAAACACAAUGUCAAAAAGCAGCCACCGGAAAAGUCUGGCUAGUGGCUAGAUGGGAAAUCACAGGUUUGUAUAUAGUGUGUGACGCAGUGAGGUUUGUUGUGCACUUGCUUUAUGAACAAACAUCUAAUAAAACACUGUGGCUGAAAUGUGCAUAA
Molecule: messenger RNA, 1449 nt
Organism: Tachysurus vachellii
Lineage: Eukaryota; Metazoa; Chordata; Actinopteri; Siluriformes; Bagridae
Gene: ube2e2
Product: ubiquitin-conjugating enzyme E2E 2
Exons: 6
Coding region: 166-771 (201 amino acids)
Biological process (GO): protein polyubiquitination
Cellular component (GO): nucleus
Molecular function (GO): ubiquitin conjugating enzyme activity
Source: RefSeq, a predicted model, not a curated record